This is a messenger RNA of Mercurialis annua (annual mercury), 3224 nucleotides long. RefSeq names its product leucine-rich repeat receptor-like serine/threonine-protein kinase SKM1. Gene Ontology annotation, cellular component: plasma membrane. The transcript has 2 exons. Gene Ontology annotation, biological process: hormone-mediated signaling pathway; protein phosphorylation. NCBI's taxonomy places the organism in Eukaryota, Viridiplantae, Streptophyta, Magnoliopsida, Malpighiales, Euphorbiaceae. Gene Ontology annotation, molecular function: ATP binding; protein binding; protein kinase activity. Bases 158 to 3028 code for a protein of 956 amino acids. The record is from RefSeq and is a predicted model, not a curated record.
AUCUAUUUAUACACUCAUUUCUCUUCAACCCCUCACUACUACCAUAUUAAUAAGAUCAGCUAUAUAUAGAAACUCGUGUUGAUUUAUGGUUUCAUCUUUUGCAAAUUUUUACAGCUUCAGAUCCUAGAAAGAUCAUUAUCCACUCUGCUAUAGACAAAUGGCCAAGAAAUUAGGACCUCGAGCUCAAGAAUGUUCUUCAAUGGCGUUUUUUUUCUUAUUCUUGAUGAAUUUUCACAUGCUACAUGCAGAAGAUGAGCUUGAUCUUCUUUUAUCCUUCAAAUCUUCCAUUAAUGACCCUUUUCAUUACCUCUCAAACUGGAACUCUUCAGACAGUUUUUGUCUGUGGUCAGGUAUUACUUGUAAUAACUCUUCUCGUAUUAACGCCAUUGAUCUUUCUGGUAAAAACUUCUCCGGCGAGCUUUCUUUUUCAAUCUUUCAGUUGCCAUUUAUUAAAACUGUCAAUCUUAGUAAUAAUAAUUUCUCUGGUUCAAUACCAUUUGGUUCAGUUUCCUCUCUGGAAAGAUUAGAUCUGUCUAAUAAUAUGCUUUCCGGGAAAAUUCCUCAACAAAUUGGAUUAUUUUCGAGGUUAAAGUUUCUUGAUCUUGGCGGAAAUGUUUUAGUGGGUGAAAUUCCGGUUUCUAUUACAAAUAUUACAAGUUUAGAGUUCUUGACACUUGCUUCAAAUCAAUUAGUUGGUCAAAUUCCUAAAGAAUUAGGCCAAAUGAGAAGCUUGAAGUGGAUUUACUUUGGCUACAAUAAUCUUUCAGGUGAAAUUCCACAAGAAAUUAGUGGUUUAUCUUCUUUGAAUCAUCUUGAUCUUGUCUACAAUAAUUUCACUGGUUCGAUCCCAUCUUCUCUUGGAAAUCUCACUAAUCUUCAGUAUCUAUUUCUUUAUCAGAACAAGCUUACGGGUCCGAUUCCGGACUCGAUUUUCCGUCUCGGAAAUUUGAUUUCACUUGACCUUAGUGAUAAUUAUCUCUUCGGUGAGAUUCCAGAGCUUGUGGGUCAAUUGAAAAACUUGGAGAUUCUUCAUCUUUUUUCUAAUAAACUCACUGGAAGAAUUCCUGAUGCUUUGAGUUUCUUGCCACGACUUCAAGUUCUUCAGCUUUGGUCUAACAAUUUUUCCGGGGAGAUUCCGAAGGAUCUUGGAGUGAAAAACAAUCUCACCGUAAUAGACUUAUCCACCAAUUCUCUCACCGGGAAAAUUCCUGAGGGCUUGUGCAGUUCAGGGAAGCUUUUUAAAGUUAUUCUUUUCUCAAACUUACUUGAAGGUGAAAUACCAAAGAAUUUGACUACUUGCAGAAGCUUGAAGCGAGUGCGCCUUCAAGAUAAUAGCUUCUCCGGCGAGUUACCUCAAGAAUUCACUCAACUCCCACUCGUUUAUUUCUUGGAUGUUUCCGGCAACAAUUUCUCCGGAAGGCUCGAGUCGAGAAAAUGGGAGAUGAGUUCACUUCAAAUGCUGAAUUUGGCAAGAAACAGAUUUCUCGGAAGCUUGCCGGAUUCAUUUGGCAGUGAUCUGAUUGAGAAUUUGGACAUGUCUCAGAACAGAUUUUCAGGUGCUAUUCCUCGCUCUUUUGGGAGGUUAUCGGAGCUAACGAACCUCAAGAUCAGCGGAAACCAACUCUCCGGAGAAAUUCCAGACGAGUUAUCUUCAUGCAAGAAGCUUGUAAGUCUAGACCUGAGUAACAAUCAACUCACCGGGAAAAUCCCUGAGAGUUUUUCAGAAUUUCCAGUUCUUGGUCAGCUUGACUUAUCAGAAAAUCAAUUAUCAGGAGACAUUCCAAGAAAUUUAGGAGAAAUUGAAUCGCUUGUUCAAGUGAACAUCUCUCAUAAUCAUUUUCACGGUAGUUUACCAUCCACCGGAGCUUUUCUUGCCAUAAAUACAAGUGCAGUUGCCGGAAAUGAACUACUCUGCGCCGGCGGUGACACGUCAUCAAGUGGCUUGCCUCCAUGCAGAAAGACGAUCAAGAAUCAUACUUGGUGGUUUUAUAUUGUUUGUAUUCUUGGUGCUUUGUUUCUCGUUAUCUCUGUGGUGCCUUUUGGAUUUAUUUUGAUACGACGUCGUUUAAGGAAUCUAGAGCUGAAAAGAGUAGAAAAUGAAGAAGAUGAGAUAUGGGAAUUGCAGUUCUUCAGCUCCAAGGUAUCAAAAUCAGUAACAAUGGAAGAUAUUUUAUCGUCCAAGAAAGAAGAAAACAUCAUUUCUAGAGGCAAGAAAGAGAUUUCAUUUAAGGGAAAAUCAAUUUUAAACGAUAUGCAGUUCAUCAUAAAGGAAUUAAGUGAAUCAAAUUCAAUUCCGUUGAACUUUUGGCACGAGAUAGCGGAAUUUGGUAAGCUUCAGCAUCCGAACAUCGUAAGAUUAAUUGGAAUAUGUCGUUCCGAUAAGAUUGCAUAUUUAAUUUUUGAGUACAAGGAAGGCAAAAAUUUGAGCGACAUAAUUUGCAAUUUAAAUUGGGAAAGACGAAGAAAAAUUGCAACGGGGAUUGCUAAAGCUCUUCGAUUCUUGCAUUGUCAUUGUUCACCGAGUGUUUCAGUUGGUUUCAUGUCGCCGGGUAAAAUUAUUAUUGACGGAAAAGAUGAGCCUCACCUGAGAUUGAACCUCCCUGAUGACCUAAUUUGUUUUGAUGCCAAGUGCUUCAUUUCUUCAGCUUAUGUUGCUCCAGAAACUAGAGACUCAAAGGACAUAAAUGACAAAAGUGACAUGUAUGGAUUUGGCCUCAUUCUCAUCGAGCUAUUAACCGGAAAAAGCCCCGCCGAUCCCGAAUUCGGUGUCCACGAGAGCAUCGUCGAGUGGGCCCGGUAUUGCUACUCAGAUUGUCAUAUCGACACGUGGAUCGAUCCAAUGAUUAAAGAAAAUCUAUGCAUAAAUCAGAAUGAAAUUGUUGAAGCCAUGAACUUGGCUCUUCAUUGCACAGCCACUGACCCUACAGCUCGACCAUGUGCAAAUGAUGCAUUCAAAACCUUAGAGUCGGCUUUCAUGACAACUAGUUCUUGCAUUAAAAAUCUAAAGUUAUCUUCAAUCAUCACCUAAUUUUUGUGCAGGUGUUUGUUUUUAUAUUGUUUUUUUGGUAUUUUAAUUUUAAUUGGAUUUUCUAGCAUAAGAUGUUAAAUAGAGAAGAUUGUUACUGAAAUGUUUUGUUUGAUAAUGGUAUGUUUGACAUAAGUUCGGAGUGUAAAAAUGUAGAUACUGAACGAACAUUAUAUAAAACUAUAACUUUUCUCUUUUA